This is a messenger RNA of Tilletiaria anomala UBC 951, 1107 nucleotides long. RefSeq lists its product as uncharacterized. Bases 104 to 976 code for a protein of 290 amino acids. The transcript is spliced from 3 exons. Lineage: Eukaryota; Fungi; Basidiomycota; Exobasidiomycetes; Georgefischeriales; Tilletiariaceae. The record is from RefSeq and is a predicted model, not a curated record.
GAGGAACCUACCUAUCCUCAAGGCAAUAGCACGCAACAAAAUUACUCUCCCCAACGUGGAAAGGUAAUCUUGAAAGCCGUAGCAUAUUUGGCAUCCAGCCAAAAUGAAGUUAUAUUCGGCGAUCGCAGUAUCUUUGCUCGUCUCGCUCGCACAGGCCGCAGCGGGUUGGGAGACGGUCGAUGACGCCGCCGUACAAGCUGCUCAGAAGCUAUUCGAGGAGAGUAUAUUUGGCGUAGGGACAUUUGCAUCCAAGUAUCCGUCGAAUCACCCGGUCCCCGAGCUAAGAGAUCAAGUAGUGGCAAGUCCCGACUAUUUUGCUCCAUGCUUCCUCAAUGGCGACCUACUCAUGCUCGCCAUGCCCGUCUCUCAACACUGGCGCAAUGCGCUCACCUCUCCGCACCGUAACGCCACAUUUUCCAUCGGCUCGAACCCCGAUCCCUCUAUUCCUGAUCCACGGCACGUCAAGUCAUUUCAUUCACGCGUGGCCCCGAAUCUGCUGAAAGGCCACAAGCCGCCGCACUGGGAUCCGAGCAGACCGAAUUGGCGGCGGUUUAUGCCGUCCAAGAAUCGAAUGACGCUCUUCGGGCAUAUCGUACAAGUCCCUUCUCUAUCCUCAGCCAUCUCUCCUGUCGUUUCGAGCCAACACGACGAAGCACAUUCGCUCGCACAAUGCUUCCUCUCGUACCAUCCAGACAGUGCGCAUUGGGCACCCGGCUCCACGGAAAGCCCUCACACUGCGUUCUGGGCCCGCUUCGUCGUCGACAGGGUGUACCACGUCGGCGGCUUUGGAGACGAGCACUUCAUCGGCUUCAUCCCGCUCGAAAAGUAUCGCGAGGCUGUAGGUGCACAGUAUCGUGAGGCCAGUACGACAGUCGCAUUCAUCGCAGAGAACAGGGUCGCCAAGGCGGUUCACAUCGAAGCUCUCUUCGCGUCGUGGUCGGGAGAUGAAAACCCGUCAUUGAUUCUGCAGGGGUGACUCCCAGACAUAAUCAGAUCCUGAGAUGAUCAAGUUGCGGCUUCUGAUGCGCCAUCGUUACUGCCCUGUACCCUACUUUGCCUUCUUUGUAUCAUCAGCCACGAAAGCCCGCUCGUAAUGCUCAUUCCUGG